AUGAGUGCUGCCUGCGGCCAGCGGGAGAGCUGUGCGUCAGGUAGAUGCCGCAGUACUCGCAGUAAAACUUCGGCAUUGUGUAUCGCUCGAGCAGGGCUACCAUAUCGCUACCCUACCGAGCGCGUCCACGAUGAUAUCGGACACGCCAAAGAAGUCGACCUUCCUGGUCAGAAUCAAGAGGAAGUUUGCCACCGCGAAGCGGGCGGUCGUAAGGUUAACGAAGAAGACGAUUUCGUACAUCGGCUGGGUGCUGUGGAUAGCGGGAACGUCGGCGGUGACCCUCGUCGGCCCGGUGAUGUUCCACUACGACAAGGAGUGCCAGCUUCUCGAGAUGCAACACCAGAUGCUGCAGGCGCAGCAAGCUGCAAAUGCGCCCAUGUUGAACUAACUGGCGGCAGCUACCAGCCGCGCUCUAUCGGUGAACAGUAA
Babesia ovata is the source of this 429-nucleotide messenger RNA. Its product is annotated as transmembrane amino acid transporter, putative. Bases 1 to 429 code for a protein of 142 amino acids. The transcript is spliced from 2 exons. Lineage: Eukaryota; Apicomplexa; Aconoidasida; Piroplasmida; Babesiidae. The record is from RefSeq and is a predicted model, not a curated record.